This is a messenger RNA of Myxozyma melibiosi, 426 nucleotides long. RefSeq lists its product as uncharacterized. The coding region runs from base 1 to 426 and encodes 141 amino acids. The transcript has a single exon. The record is from RefSeq and is a predicted model, not a curated record. NCBI's taxonomy places the organism in Eukaryota, Fungi, Ascomycota, Lipomycetes, Lipomycetales, Lipomycetaceae.
AUGACCACCUACCAGUCCAUCUCUGAGCAGUCGCCUCUGCGCGCAAACACCCAGGACUCGGACGAGAUCCCGUACCACAACACGCCGACGGUCGUGGGCACCGUCUUUGGCGAGGAGUACGCCUCCUACUCGAUGACCGAGAAGGCCGCCUCCCUCAUUACAACCAACCGUCGCAAGCGUCCGGUGUUUUCGCUCGCGCUCGGUGCGCUGUUUGCCAUUAUCGUUGUUACGCUCUCGCUGUCGCUGAUCAGAGGAUACUCUGACUACUCGGCCUUCCGGGCGACGCACGAUAUCCCCCGCAGAGUCAAUGUGACGGAGAUGGUCAGCGGCGAGUACUACUACUCGUACUCCGACUACGGAUACUCCAGCACCUCCUACUACCCGUCCGCCACUUAUACGUCGUAUGCGGUUGAGCCCACCUCAUAG